Molecule: messenger RNA, 4491 nt
Organism: Plasmodium inui San Antonio 1
Lineage: Eukaryota; Apicomplexa; Aconoidasida; Haemosporida; Plasmodiidae
Product: DNA excision repair protein ERCC-5
Exons: 1
Coding region: 1-4491 (1496 amino acids)
Biological process (GO): nucleotide-excision repair
Cellular component (GO): nucleus
Molecular function (GO): DNA endonuclease activity; single-stranded DNA binding
Source: RefSeq, a predicted model, not a curated record
AUGGGCGUGAAGGGGCUGUGGUCGAUCGUGGCCCCCGUGGGGGUGCGGGUCAACCCGGAGAUCUUCACGGGGAAGCGAAUUGCCAUCGACGUGAGCAUCUGGCUGUACGAGCUGACGUACGCGAAUAACCUGAAGGUGCUACGAAAUGGAGGCGUAGACAACAUGAGCAUCUUUAAUGACCUGUGGAUGGAUUUCUCUGAAAAUAUGAGCAGCGACAUAAGGCCGGACAAUCUGAAGAAGGUGCAUCUCUACUUCUUCUUCCUGCGCAUAUGCAAACUGCUCUAUUAUAACAUAAGGCCUAUUUUCAUAUUUGACGGAACCCCCCCCGAACUGAAAAGGAAAACGAUUUUCCAGAGAAACAUCAGGAGGAGAAACCAUGAGGAGAGGUUCAAGAAGACCGCCGAAAAACUUAUUUACAAUUAUUACCAAAGGACUUUAUUAAAAUCGCUGAAAAGUAGGAGUACCUCAAGGAAGAAAAGUUCUAAUGGAAAAGAGGCUAUCUCUCAAGGACGGUCUUCCACAUCGGUCGGAUUAGACACCAGAGUGGAAAGCAACCCGUCUGCUUCUGCUUCUGCGUCUCCUUUUCCUGCCGCUUCUGCGCAACACACCUAUGAGCUGAUCGAAAUAUACGAUAGCAUUCGAGAAAAUGAUGCCUCCCUUGCCAGCAUGGUAGAGCACAUAGGUAACGUCCCCAUUAGCAUCAAGGACGUUUUGAAUAUAUGUAACGACGAAGAUCUGAAGAAGAUACAGAACAAGGUGCUUAUGAUUACCGAUUUGGAGGUGCUAGCCGGGGGGAUGAGCGGAAAGAUGAAAGGGAAGGAGAUACCAAGUGGUCUGGAGGAGAUACCAAAUGAUCGGAAGGAGAAUGGGGAAAGGGACAGCGGGGUGGACAGUGCUGCAGAGGAGGGAAGGACCAAAGACGAGGAUGAAUAUGCGACCAUUAUGAGAGGAGAAUCUCCACCAGUGAGUGAACACCUAAAUGACAUGGAAAACCAAAUUGACGAAGAGAUUGUCCGGAAGAAACACCUAGCCAGGAAGAAGUACUAUGAGAGCAUCCCUAAAAAUUUCAAGGGCUUCCUGUGUAUGCGUCGGCCGGUCGAUAUUAUCGACAUAAGCAACUAUAGUACGGACAUUCUGGAGUUCACGCGCAAAUUGGGCGAGGGGGAGGGCCAAGAGGUUGGAGCGGAUGAAGUGGGCCAAGCGGUUGGAAUGGAUGAAGCGGUCGAACAGGGGAGACCCGCAAAGGACCCUACAGAGGGGUAUAUCCUCCACAGAGGGGAGCCAGAAAGGUCGUUAAUGGCACCAAAUACGAAGCAGCGUAGCGUGGAGAAGAGGGGAGGACCAGACAAUGCAUACGUUCUCCUCAGCGAGGGGGACACCCCGGAAAAGGAGGAGCCCGACGAGGAAAACCUGAACCGGGAAACCCCCCAAAAGGAGAACCCCCCCCACAAGGAACAGAUCAACAUCCUGGAGCUGCCCCCCACCUUUGACCGGGCUGACCUGUUCCACGAGGGGAAAGACGAAUACAAAGUGUACUACGUAAACAACGAGGAAAUAAAAAUCCCCCUCUUCAAGGAGCUAAACAAGGACGUGUUUGAAAAACUCCCCAUCAAAUUGCAGUACCAGAUUUUGCAAGACAUAAAAGAAGAGUGGUAUGUAGACAAUAGGGUAAAGGCCAUAAAGGCCAAAGACGACAUGGACAUAUUUUCGCAGGUGCAGUUGGAGACAUACGUGAGGAUGAUUAAGACAGAUUUCGAAAUUGAGAAACUCAAAAUAAAGAUGGCUGAGAAGAUACAGAAAGCGGAUGGAGAACUCGUCAUUAAUAAAGAGAUGUCCAAACAAUUGGACAGUAUCAGCAUCAGGGAUUACAACGAUGUGGUUAGGAAAAAGAAGAAGAAGAAGAAAAAAAAAUACUUCAAUGAGAUUCUGAACGAAUGCUAUUUCGAGGGGGAAGAUGAGCAAUACAAGGAGCUAUACGUUAAGGGGGAGGAAGACGACGACGAGGAAGCAGGAAUGGUGAUGAAUGCACAAGUAGUGGGAGAGAGGCUCGCAAAGGGGGAAGAUGACGGAAGCGUACGCCACGAUCAGCGCAUCUCCAUAGAGGCCUAUGGACAAGUAGAACGGGCCAGAAGGAGGGACGUGACUAGGCCCAAAAGGGAACAGCACGGGGAGGAUAACCAACCGGAGAACGGACCGGAGAACGGACCGGAGGACGAAAAAAAGGCGCUGAUUAAAAUGGAGAAGGAAUUUAAGCAGGACCUGCUGCUCGACGAUGAGGAGCUUUUCGGGGAAGAUCUCCUGCGAGUGGUGGACGAGGACGGGCAGCAAAUUGAGGAGAAUCCAGUUGAGGAGAAGCAAACUGAGGAGGAACAAGUGGAGGGGCAUCCCCUUCAGGGAAGCACCCCUCCCAAGGGGGAAACCCCACCUGGAGCGAACAAGGCAGAUGCGGGGGAGCAGAUCACCCUCUUGAGACAGGUCGAUAUAUACGAGAAUAGGUAUUCUCCCCCAAACCUUCACAGCAGUGGAGAUGACUUCGAAAAUUGCAGUGUUGACGAGAAGGAGCAAAGAGAAGAAGACCUGGAGCGGCCAAUCGAAGAGAACGAGGGGCUGCAAAUCGUACAGGACGUGAUUGACCUAACCAGCAAUGAUGAACAGGCGGAGGGGGAGGUCGACGAGCGGGGCGCGGAUAGAGACACGUUCGCCGUCGUGUCGCCUCGCCAAGGACUGAAAGGGGUGAUGACCCCCCUUGAGAGGAAUGCUACUCCUGCUGGAGAUCCCUCCGAGGGUCACAAACAGAGGGAGAUAUCCAUCGGGAUGAGUGAUGGAGAAGAAAUAUGCCAGCCAUCCAAUGAGCCACACAUUAGCGCUGAGAAGGAAGUACGUGAUGAAGUGAUGCAGAUUCUUCAGGCAGCUCCACGAGGUGGGGAGAGGGCACAUGUUGAGGCCCCCCCUCUGCAUGAUAAGGUAGACAGUUUAAUAGUUGAUUCUUCGAAUGGGGAGGAGUCAUCGGAAGGGGAAGACAAACAGAAAAUCUCCGAGGAGAUAAAAAAGGUGCAGAAAAGGGUGAAGCAGAAGGUAAAGCGAUUUAUGAGCAAAGACGAAAUAAACAAUCUGCUUCUGAACAAGGUGGACCUGGGCAACGUAGGGAAGGAGAGCUAUCUGGAGAACCUGCUGAGCAAUAAGGUGUUGCUGGACCGGUUCGGCGUCGGAGGGGAGGCAGGAGAGGCAGAAGAGGCGGGGGCUGAGGAGGUGGGCGAUGAAUCCAGCUAUGAAGUCCGCGAUGAAGUCCGCGAUGAAGCCCACUAUAAACCCCGUCAUGAAGACAUCCUGGCCACCGAAUUGCUCGAUGGGGAAGGGUCCCCCCCUGAUGAUCGUGACCACAUGCGCGAUAGCCGCGCGCUGGACGCCUACCUCGACCAAACGAACAAAGAGAACGAGCAUCUGGUGAGGGAGUAUAAAAAGCUAAAAAAAAACAACAUCGAAAUAAAUGAAGAAAUGAAUGAAGACAUCAAAAUUCUUCUGAACAUGUUUGGAAUCCCCUAUGUUCAGUCCCCCUGCGAAGCGGAGGCCCAGUGUUCCUACCUCAACUGCAACAAUCACUGUGACGCGAUUAUAAGUGAUGACUCCGAUGUGCUUGUCUUCAGUGGAAAAACGGUGAUUAAAAAUUUUUUUAAUAGGAAAAAAACGGUAGAGGUAUAUGAAAGGAAGCUCAUAGAGGACAAGUUGGGUCUGUACCAAGAUGAACUAAUCAAUCUGUCGUUACUAUGCGGAUGUGAUUAUACCAUUGGAGUCCACGGUGUAGGAAUAGUAAACGCAUUGGAGAUUAUUAAAGCCUUCCCUACCUUUGACGAUUUGAAGAAAUUGAAGGAGAUCGUAUCGAACCCCUUUCGAGAUCUAAGCAAAGAUGACAAAUAUUUCAACAACGAAGAAGUCAAGCGUUUUUUAAAAACGCACAAAAAUUAUAAGCUAAAUUGGAUCUUCCCGCGCAAUUUUCCCGACAGGGAAGUAUACAAAUGCUUCAAAUAUCCGAAGGUCUGUACAGACAUAGAGAAGUUUCAAUGGCAUGUUCCAAACCUGAGUCAUAUCAGCAGAUUUUUGCACAAAGCGACGAACAUCCCGGAGGAGAAAAUUCACAAUGUGCUGAGUCCCAUUUUGCAAAAAUACGAUGUUAAUGUUAGAAGUUACCAGCUCAAGAUUGAUGAUUUUUUCCCCAUCAUUCAGAGGAAGAGAAAGAGCGUCGACGAUCUGAUACACAUCAUUCGGGACACCCAGAAGGGAAAAAGAAGGGACACCAGCAGCGGUAAAAGAGGCAAAGGCGGCAAGACAAGGAACGCCACUAUAGGAGGCAGCUCCCCACUGGGCAGAGACAUCACGUCUCUUAUUGACUUGAACCCUGCGGGGGUCAUUCGGUCCAAGCGCAUGUCGGCGGCAAUGGACGGCAUAAAGGGGCGCGCCCGCAAAAGGGGCUCCUCAGGAGGGGCGCCGAAAUAA